This is a messenger RNA of Necator americanus (New World hookworm), 453 nucleotides long. RefSeq lists its product as uncharacterized. The coding region runs from base 1 to 453 and encodes 150 amino acids. Lineage: Eukaryota; Metazoa; Nematoda; Chromadorea; Rhabditida; Ancylostomatidae. The record is from RefSeq and is a predicted model, not a curated record. The transcript has 2 exons.
AUGCCUGUUGUCGACCCCCAUCACCAACGAAGUCAAGCUGCGAGUCUACUUAUCCGCAAUUCGCCCCAUCAUGAUGUACGGAUCGGAGACUUGGGCAGCACCAUCAACGGUUAUGGAGAGGCUCGACUGCACGGAACGAAAGCUGCUCAGAAAUUGAUGUGGAGACCGGCAGAUCGCCUUCUUCAACGAGUUCUGGGGAGUUUGCCGGGUUCAAGCUGGAAGAAGCCACCUGGCCGAAAACGGAAGUUCUGGACUGAGGUGGUGAAAGAGGACCUGAGGACACUUGGCGUGGAUAGGCAGUUCAGGCGAGACGUAAGGUUUCGCAGAAUAUGGAACAACGACGAAUGGAUUGAUUCUGUGCAAGCUCUCGCAGAAGAUCGAGAAGGUUGGGCAGAGCUGUGUUCAAGGACGGCACACCUCGGCGAAGAUGCGGGUAAUCGCGUCAGGCGAUGA